AUGAACUAUCUCAUCUUGGCCAUCCUUUCCACUUCACAAGGAACUUCCAGUAUCUGCCACAUCAUGUACAUAGAAUAUGGUCAUCAAGAACACCUUCUUGGACUUCACCAAUCAUUCCUCUAUGCCUUUAUCUUCAUGAUGCCCAAGUAUUACAAGGAGUUGCUUUCUAAGGAGAAUUGGAAACGGCCUCGGCUAGAAAAUAUUCGUUUUGAUCGGUUGCUAGAUGAAAAAGCAGCAUUUGUUGAAAAGUCCGAAGGGUCUAUUGACAAUUUGGGAAGGGUAAAAGCCUUGAGUUUCUAUGGCUUUCCCUUGGCUUUUUUCCAAUCAUUUUGGAAUGUGCUAAAGGACGAUGUGGUUGCUUUUGUCAAGGAGUUCUUUGAGAGGGAACGGCCAUCUUCCGAGAUAGGAGCGUCUUUCAUUGCAAUUAUUCCCAAGUUUGAAGGCGCAGAGUGCUUAAAAGACUUCAGAUCCAUAAGCCUCAUCGAAAGCCCUUACAAGAUCUUAGCCAAGAUCCUCGCUUCGAUAUUCUAG
Molecule: messenger RNA, 531 nt
Organism: Magnolia sinica
Lineage: Eukaryota; Viridiplantae; Streptophyta; Magnoliopsida; Magnoliales; Magnoliaceae
Exons: 2
Coding region: 1-531 (176 amino acids)
Source: RefSeq, a predicted model, not a curated record